UGCGGAGGCGGGACGGGGCGGACCGGAGUGCGACCCUGCAGACCCGCAACUCUGCGGGGCUGGGCGCCUUGUAGCUUCGCCGCCGUAGAAGCGUCGAGGCCCAGGCAAGGAUUAUUCACAAUAGAGUUAUAAGCAUUUCAACAAGGACCAAUGAUCAAAAUUGUUCUUUUAAAAAAGAUAUUUCCAAGUUAAACAUGGAAGGAAAAUACUGAGCAUUUCAGUCCUGCCAAAAUGAAGAGUACACCAUUUCCCAGUUAACAUGUAAUGGAACCUUUCUAAGCUUCCCCAUGUGACAUGCGCCCAGCUGGGAAUAUGGAUAUUGGGUUUUCUCGUUCUGCUGUUCAGACACUGUCAAGAAGCCACUGCAAAAACAUCAAACAAAAAAUUUCUCAGUGGGAAGGAAGAACUAAUGGUAUAUCUAAUCCAGCUAAGUGGCACCCAAAGGACUUUGGAGUGAGAUAUAACUGUCACCAAGAGAUUCAUCCUAAAAAGAAUCCUAGCAGUGAGGGAAAGAGCAAAACAGUGGAUAUAACCAACUCUCAAAAUGUGAGCUUUCCUAGGAAUGAAGCUUAUGGCAAGGAAGAGCAUGAGAAGCAGGAAUACACAGACACGUGUCCCUCUAGAGAUGAGUCAGCAUCCAGCUGGGUGUGUUCUCGGGUCAGACAGAUUGAAAGCCAGAAAGAUCCAGAGGCUUCGUUACCUCCAGGAAACUUCUAUACCUCUCAAAUACUGUGGAAAAAAAUAGAAGCACUUCCUCCAGUCUUGAAUUUGUCUUUAGAACAUUGUGUCUCUAUAGAAAAAGAACUGAAUCUCAGAGCUCUGGAUAGUUCUUGUGGAGUAACCAAGAGCUUAGAAAAUAUUUAUUGUGAACCUGAAGGGCAAGAAGGUGGACCUUCUAUAAACCCUUUGCCAAAACCUCGUCGGACAUUCAGAUACUUAUCAGAGUCUGGUGGUAUACCUUGUAAAGAAAGACCCUGUGACAAGAAGUACUGUGAAAAUUGUCCUUGUACAGAGUCGUCUUUGGCCUCCCCUCAGCCUUCUGGACCAAAGAACUAUGGUGGGAAAAUCAGAGGGAGAUCUAAGAGGAAAUCCUUUGAAUUUGAGGAUAUUCAACACUUCCGCAAUCGGAACGCACAGAAGGUUCAUGAAGAACUUGGGAGAAGUUCUGGUUCAGGACUUUAUUACACACAAUCUGAGGACAAUAUCUAUGAGGAUAUCAUAUAUCCCACCAGAGAAAAUCCCUAUGAAGAUAUUCCAAUGCAGCCAUUACCCAUCUGGAAAUCCCCUUCAGCGUGGAAGUUACCUCCCCCUAAAAGUCCUUUCAGAGCACCCAAGCUUCCUCCCAAACCUCUCUUCCUUCACCGGAAGACUAUGGAACUGAAGAACUCACAGGCUUACUUACGAUCAAAGCUCACAAAGGACACCACUUUGCCUGUCACCUUAACGGAGUGGAAACUUUUCCGAGCUGGAGAAGUUGCAAAUAGGAAGAAGAGAAAUCUGCCAAGGCUUGUACUGAAAAUAGAGGAUGUAUUUGAAUCUAAAAGAGGGAAGAAGAGGAUCAAGUUAUACCCCUACACUGGAAAGGAGGCACCUCCCUCAAAAGGUGAAACCAGUGGGAACGAGAGUGAUGCCGAGUAUCUGCCAAAGAAUCGCCACAAGCGCUUAGCACAGCUGCAGCAGUCUUCCAAGCGGAAUCCUCACUACCAGACCUUGGAGCGGGAUCUCAUCGAACUGCAGGAGCAGCAGCUCUUCGAACUGUUUGUAGUGGUAUCUCUGCAGAAGAAGCCUUCAGGAGUCAGCUACACUCCCCAGGUCAUUCAGCAGUUCCCCGGCAAGGAUGAUCAUGGCUAUAAGCAAUCCAAAGACACUGAAGAGAGACUUAAAGUUAUUCCAAAAUUUUGCUUUCCUGAUUCAAAGGACUGGGUGCCAACCUCAGAGCUUAAGAGUGAAACAUUCUCCUUCGUGUUGACUGGUGAAGAUGGAAGUCGAUGGUUUGGUUACUGUAAGAAGCUCUUGCCAGAAGGCAAAGGCAGGAGGCUCCCUGAGGUAUACUGCAUGGUGAGCCGCUUAGGCUGCUUCAAUCUGUUCUCCAAGAUUCUGGAUGAAGUAGAGAAGAGAAGAGAAAUGUCUCCAGCUCUUGUCUACCCAUUCAUGCAAAGUGUCAUGGAAGCUCCUUUCCCAGCUCCUGGACGUACCAUCACAGUGAAGAGCUACCUUCCUGGGGCUGGAGAUGGGUCAGUUGAACUCUGCCGACCAUUAGAUUCACGACUGGAGCAUGUGGAUUUUGAAUGUCUUUUUAAAUGCCUCAGUGUGUGUCAUCUUAUCCAGGUGUGCGCCUCUCUCCUUUUGGAGCGGAGGGUAAUCUUUGUUGCCAACAGCCUAAGCAUCUUGUCAAAAUGUGGCCAUGCUGUGGUAGCUACCCUGUAUCCUUUCACCUGGCAACAUACUUAUAUCCCAGUCCUGCCUGCAUCUAUGAUUGACAUUGUGUGCUCACCUACUCCAUUCCUUAUUGGAAUCCUGUCUUGCUCCUUACCACAGCUCCGGGAUCUACCCAUUGAAGAGGUUCUGAUAGUUGAUCUCUGUGCUGACAAGUUCUUACAGGAGGUCUCAGAUGAGGAUGAAAUUCUACCACCUAAACUUCAAGCUGCCUUGUUGCAAAUUUUAGAAGAGAGAAAUGAAAUCUUGGCUCAGGAACGGAAUUUUUCACAAGCAGAUGUUACACUCAGUUCUCUGGUGUCUGAAGCAUUUGUAAGGUUUUUUGUAGAACUUGUGGGACAUUAUUCUUUGAACAUGACGGUCACAGAGCGUGGGGAGCGUGUAUUCCAAAGGGAGCCAUUCCGCAAGUCCCACACCUCCCGAAGUGUACGCCACUUCCUAGAUCUCUUCAUGGAGACGCAGAUGUUUGCAGGAUUUAUCCAGGACCGAGAGCUUCGGAAAAGUGGGGUUAAAGGUUUGUUUGAGGUCCGGGCUCUCCAAUACUUGGAAACGAUUCCUGAAUCGGAGCCCAGUGGAGUGAAUAGAAUUUUGCGGAGUCUUGGAAGCAAAAUGAAAUUUCUGCAGAAGAAAUAAAAUCUUUGUCACCACCUUAAGGAAAACAAAGUACCAAAGACAAUUUUUCCCAGUAUUGUACAAAAUCCUUGGAACAUGACAAGGUCAAGGAGAAAGGCUGACUGAGGAGGAUUCUCCUGCUGCUGCCUUGUAAUCACUGGAGACCACCGGGAGUGGUCCGGAACAGAUGCUUGCUUUUAUUCUGCCUCCAGCUUUUUCACAGUGGCCUUUCUGUGCGGUUGUUGGGCUCAUCCUCUGUGUCUCUACUUGGUCUGUAAAGGCAGCUGUUGUUUACAAAGGAAAGACUUGUUGGUGUUGCAUCUAAAUGACAGAUGAGGAAUGCUGAGAUUUAGGUACUACAGAGGCCCAGAGAGUGAACACUAGCCUUCUACCCUAGCCUUAACCUCAUGCACUGUUUGAACUUAAGACUCCAAUGUGCCCACUGUAUAUAUGCUCAUUUUUUAUAUUUGUCCAAAGUCCUAUCUACAGGACAUUCAUUCAUGUCAGUGAGUAGUUAAUAAAAGCAGACAUCUUGUAACUUCUCCACAAUAUGGGUGGUGGUUGAGUAACUUAUUGGUCACAUGUCAUUAUUGAGUUAUUUGGAAUACAGCAAAUAAGAGCAUUCCUUCUCAAGGGCAAGAGAACUACCUGCUUUGUUUCGUUUUUGUGCCUACUAUUUGUUGCACUGUAGUCCACGUAGGAUAUGUCAUCUUACCCAGGUCAACUUCAUGAGAUAUUUCUUAUCUCUGAUUUUCCUUUUUAUAAGGAACUGGCACUCAGAGAGGCUAAAUAAUUUGGCCAAUUGCUCAGUUCAGAUAGAACUAAGCCUAGACUUUUUAUUGAUGAACACAGCGAAGGCUGGUCAGUCCUACAGUUGGAAAUUUGAACUCUUGAGUAUUAUAACUUUAAAAAAAGUUUUCCAGCCAGGCAUGGUGGCGCAUGCCUUUAAUCCCAGCACUCAGGAGGCAGAGGUAGGAGGAUCUUGGUGAGUUCAAGGCCACCCUGGGACUACAGAGUGAAUUCCAGGUCAACCUGAGCUAGAGUGAGACCCUACCUUGAAAAACCAAAAAAUAAAAAAAGCUUUCCAUUAAGUGUCCCACAGCUGCCUCUCCAGUCUGUGAGGAUAAAUGACAUUAAGCUACAGGUGUCUAGAUGAGGCAGUGUUAUUUUAAAAAAAAAAUUACUGUUGUUAUUGUUUUUCUGGUGCUGGAAAUAGGUCUCAGAACUUCCAGUGUGCUUUUUUAAGGGAUAAAGGAAUUUGUCAGUGAUGGUGCAAUUUUCAUUGAUAAAUAUUGUAGCAAAUGUCAGUUUUCUCUCAACUUUUGCUCAUAGCUUUAGCUGCCUAAAAAAUUUAUUCAAGCUUACAGAGUAUUGUGAGUUGUAUUGUGAUACAACUUACUGACUUGUACAGUAUUGUCAUUAUGACCCAGUCUAGUACGUUUAAAUGAUUCUGAAGCAGACACCACUUAAGAAAGACUGGUGCUGUGACAUAUUUCCUAGAUGUUGGUCCAGGGAAAAGAACUGAGCCUAUGUCUUAAACUGUUGAUGCAGCUUACCCCAUUGGGGCUCCUAUCAGAUUUCUCUCCACUUGGUUUCUUUCUGCACUCCAACUUGGAAGGAACAAUUAGUAAUUGAUUAUUUAUAAAACAGGGGUAGGAGGGUUUCCUGUAGCUGGUCCUGGCUGACCCUCUGCAAGGACACUCUGCUUUGGGGAUGAGUUUUACCUUGUUCCUACAGUCUUGAAGCUGCUGCUUUUUCUUAGAUCUGCUGUUUUAUUUUUGUACAGUAUUGUGAAUUCUGAACACUUUUGAAAAAUUGUUCAAGAUUUCUAUAAAAUGUUUACAGAUCUUUUAAUGAAUCUUUUAAUGA
Messenger RNA from Jaculus jaculus (lesser Egyptian jerboa), 4917 nucleotides. RefSeq names its product DENN domain containing 2C (gene Dennd2c). The record is from RefSeq and is a predicted model, not a curated record. The transcript is spliced from 19 exons. Lineage: Eukaryota; Metazoa; Chordata; Mammalia; Rodentia; Dipodidae. Bases 295 to 3069 code for a protein of 924 amino acids.